Messenger RNA from Panthera uncia (snow leopard), 2188 nucleotides. It is a transcript of the gene SLFNL1, whose product is annotated as schlafen like 1. The coding region runs from base 543 to 1664 and encodes 373 amino acids. The transcript is spliced from 5 exons. NCBI's taxonomy places the organism in Eukaryota, Metazoa, Chordata, Mammalia, Carnivora, Felidae. The record is from RefSeq and is a predicted model, not a curated record.
GUUCUCCCUGCCCGCCGCGGAGCCCCCAAGAUCCCGCCCCCCCCCCAAACCAGGGAGCUGCUGGCCAGGGGUCAGGAGUCUGUGGGAGCUGAGGGCGGGCACCCCCCACGCUCCACCAGGAACCCUCAGGACAUGAGGGUCAUAGGCCUCCCUUUUCUUCCUGUUCCUGUUUGCCCUGAAUGCCCCCACCCCAGCCGUGCUGGUCGCCAGGCCUGACUGUCUCAAGGAUCCAAUCUGAAAAGAUGCAGGCGGGUGGUAGCUGCCGCCCAGAACGGAGGCCGGGUGUGUGGGGGCCUUGGGCUUGGGUGGGUGGCAGGCCCCUUCCGGCUGGCCCUCUGCCCUCCCUCCCUCCCUCUGGCUCUGCCCAGCCCCUGCCAAUCUGUGAACCUCCCAGGAGCCUCUGCACCCCCUGAGUCCCCUGGGAGGCCCUGGGAAGAACAGCCAGCAGUAAGGAAUCCCGGAAGCCCUUCUGAGGGAGACCUCUCCAGGGACCCCCCCCGCCCAGGAAGAGAUCACCGCAAACGCAGGUGCAGGAGCCCCUCAUGGAGCUCUUGGGCACGCCACCCCUGCAAGAGGUCCCCGGGGAAGAGUCCCUGCCUGAGGACUCAGGCCUGCAGGUGACGCCCAGCACGCACAUUCUCUACGUGGGCCACCUGAACCCCCAGUUCUCAGUGCCUGUGCUCACCUGCCUGCUGCGAGACGCCCUGGAACGGCUGGGGCUGCCGGUGGCACGGGAGCACAUCGAGGUGGUGAGGCGACCACGGAAGGCCUACGCACUGGUGCAGGUGACCACCCACAGGGACAGCCUGGCCUCCCUCCCCUGGCGCCUGCAGACGGCCGUGGAGGAGCACCAGAUCCUCAAGGAGCUGGUGGCCCGCGGGAAGGAGCUGGUGUUGGGUGUCGGCCGAGGGCCCCCGCACGGCAGAGAGCGGGAGGACGACAGCAGCCGGAGCCCGAGCCCCAGCCCUGCCAACAGCCUCCCGGCACGGGCCCCGCAGAGGUCCCAGGACCGGCCCAGCAGCGCACGCUCCGACAGCGCCAUCGUGCACCAGGAGGUCCCGGGCCAGGAGCGCCUCUUCCAGGGCGCCUUCCUGGGCAGCGAGACGCGCAGCGUGGAGUUCAAGCGCGGCGGCGGCGAGUACCUGAGCCUGGCCUUCAAGCACCACCUGAGGCGCUACGCGUGCGCCUUCCUCAACGGCGAGGGCGGCAGCCUGUUGGUGGGCGUCGAGGACAGCGGCCUGGUGCGGGGCGUCCCCUGCAGCCACCGCGACGAGGACCGCGUGCGCCUGCUGGUGGACUCCAUCCUGCAGGGUUUCCAGCCCCAGGUCUUCCCCGAUGCCUACACACUCUCCUUCAUCCCCGUGGUCAGCCCCAUCGCCUCCACCACCCCCCUCAAGGUGAUCCGCCUGAGCGUGCACGCCCCCAGGGCCCAGGCCGAGCCGCAGCUCUAUGAGACUGACCAGGGGGAGGUGUUCUUGCGGCGGGACGGGAGCAUCCAGGGCCCGCUGUCUGUCCACGCCAUCCAGGAGUGGUGCAAGCAGAAGUGGGUGGCGGAGUUGCGCACGCUGCAGGAGAGGGUGAAGGUGCUGACGGCGGAGAAGGAGCAGCUCUGGCAGCAGCUGAAGCAGCAAGGACCCGGCUCCCGAACCUGCUGCGUCCUGUGAGGGCCCGGGUCGGCGAGCAGGGCCGGGCACCGGCAGGCCAGCUCUCCCUGGCAGAUGCAGGAUUUCCUGUCUGAGCCGAAGUCCUCCCUUUAAAACCCGUCUGGGCUGUUCAGAGGUGGACGGGAGCGCGACCAUCCUCGCUCCUUCGACAACCGCACACGCACGGGCUUCAAUCCCGAGCGGACCCCCGUCUGUGUAGCUGAGAAACUGCUCUUAGCACGAUCCCCAAGGAACCUUCCUUCUGGAAAGAACUGGUAAAAAUUUGGCCAGGGCGAUCGGAGGGCUGAGCUGUGAGGGACGGUCCUACUUCCUCAGAAGCUCCCUUUGCCCAGCCCGGGGUCUGCGACUCCAGUGGCGAGACGGGGCCAGAAAGGAAUGCGUCAUACGGGGAAAGCCCUUCUGCAGAUGGCCAGGCACGCUCGGUAACCGUGCCUGUAGGGCAAACAGGCCACCCUGCAGCCACCACCCCGGGCUUGCUGGAACUUGUGACUGUCAAAGCUCUUUAAUAAAUUACAUGCACCCUG